AUGCUAAAAUAUUCCUUAUAUGAGCCUGAAAAACCUGGUAUUGUCGUUAAAUACCCUCUAAAUGUUUCGAAAAGGGGUCCUGCCUAUACUUUUGAUUACCCAUGUGUUAAUUCCUCAAAUUGUACCGAUUAUGUCAUUGACCUCCCUAAAGGAUUAUAUAAAUUCGAGCUAUAUGGUGCCUCAGGCGGGAGCGCGACAGGCAAAGUCUCUACAUUUCACUACGAGAAUGGCGUCUGCCUUUCCCAAGAUUUUGUUGACCACUUCAACGGAAAUACAAAGUGCCUUGAUUCAUUCGAUGCCGGCGGUGCUGGCGGCUACGUUAGCGGGAUAGUUAGUAUCCGUAAACCCAUCCAAAUCUACGCCACUAUCGGUGGUAUGGGAAGUUAUUUCACAAGCUCCUGUAUGCGCCAAAUUGAGUGUUUUCAACCCGGAACGAUGGUUCCUGGCGGCUAUGGCGGCGGUGGAAGCUCUUCUGCGUUUCCAUCUGGUACAGCUAGUGGCGGUGGAGCAACAUCUGUGAAGUUUUUGAAAAACACAUUAUUUCAUCGCGUGAUAGUCAGCGGCGCUGGUGGUGGAUCUGAUGAUACAGGAGGAAAUGAUGGUCGGGGUGGCUCAGGUGGUGGUCUUGUUGCCCAAGGAUGGUGGGAUAAUCGUAACUACGUCAGAAAUUAUAUUGCAAAUUCGAGUUUUGGAUUUACUUUCGGAAGCGGAGAAGCAGCACAAUUUCAAAUUUCUAUGCAUCCUAAUGGUGUUAAACAACAGAGCUCUAUUGACGAUAAAUGUGGAGCCGGAGCCGGCUGGUUCGGCGGGUUUGCAAGUAAUCAAUAUAAUUCAGGUUGUGGAGGCGGCAGUUCUUGGGUUUUAACUAAAGAUGCCGUUAUUCCUGAUAUAUUGAUCCACUACCAUGAUGAGUUUUAUAAUGAACUUGGCUCUGAUACAUAUAAGUUUGAUAAUAAUUCAGAAUAUUUGUUUACUGAUGUUCAUCACGUUCCAGGUAUCUGGCAAGGCAAUGGUCGAUUGGUUAUUACUACACUUACCUUUUCUGACAUUCCUUCAUGCUUUGAAAGAUAUCAGACAUCAUUUAGUAUUCUUUUUUAUAUACUUUUUUGUACUAAUAAGUAA
Molecule: messenger RNA, 1122 nt
Organism: Trichomonas vaginalis G3
Lineage: Eukaryota; Parabasalia; Trichomonadida; Trichomonadidae
Product: glycine-rich protein family
Exons: 1
Coding region: 1-1122 (373 amino acids)
Source: RefSeq, a predicted model, not a curated record